AUGGCGGAUAAGGACCAAGCUCGACCUCUCGCCCCAGCUACUGACUGCCGUCCGAGCAACGACGACUACCAAGAAAAAUUGCAUCUAAAGAGAAAAAGAAGGUUCAUAAAACUCUUCUGUUUCAUAAUUGGCCUUCUCGUAAUUCUAUCGGUAGUAGUCAUCCUCAUCUUGAUAUUCACUCUAUUUCAAGUCAAGGAUCCCAUUAUUCAAAUGAACAAGAUUUCAAUCACAAAACUCGAGUUGAUCAACGGUAUCAUACCAAAGCCAGGAUCCAACGUGUCAUUGACAGCUGACGUGUCAGUAAAAAAUCCUAACAUGGCGUCGUUCAAGUACAGUAACACGACGACAACUCUAUACAUUAACGAGACAGUGAUAGGGGAAGCUCGAGGGCCGCCGGGGCAAGCCAAGGCACGACGAACGGUGCGAAUGAACCUUACUAUCAACAUCGUCGUUGACCAACUCUUGUUGAACCUUAAUAGCGACAUGAGCUCAGGGAAGCUAAGAUUGAGAAGCUUUUCGAGAGUUCCGGGGAGGGUGAAACUAUUACAUAUUAUAAGGAGAAAUAUUAUUGUCAAAAUGAACUGUACGUCCACGAUCAAUAUCUUCAACAAAUCGAUUGAAGAUCAAGAUUGCAAGAGGAAGGUGAAGAUAUAG
This is a messenger RNA of Cucurbita pepo subsp. pepo (vegetable marrow), 654 nucleotides long. RefSeq names its product Late embryogenesis abundant (LEA) hydroxyproline-rich glycoprotein family. The record is from RefSeq and is a predicted model, not a curated record. NCBI's taxonomy places the organism in Eukaryota, Viridiplantae, Streptophyta, Magnoliopsida, Cucurbitales, Cucurbitaceae.